This is a messenger RNA of Paracoccidioides lutzii Pb01, 462 nucleotides long. RefSeq lists its product as hypothetical. The record is from RefSeq and is a predicted model, not a curated record. The coding region runs from base 1 to 462 and encodes 153 amino acids. The transcript has a single exon.
AUGGCAGAACAUAUGAUGACUUACUCACAGUCGCGAUCAAGCCAAUCCAGCCAAUCUGACCAAUCUGAAAAUGACCAGGGGGCCCUGAGCUCACUGACCCCCCCAGGGGCAUUCAGGAGUUCCAAUAUUGGACCCCCUGGAACGCCCAAUUGGCAAGCUGGGCUGAUUACAGCCCCUACCACGGUGAGGCCGGUCCGCCUACACUGUGUCAAAUAUGCCAACCUGACUUCUUCAGAAGAUGGGAUGGAGAUGUCUGCGGUGACCCCUAAUCCACCAUCAACAACUGACUCUGAAGAAUUGCAACUGAGGAGAUUGGAUCUUGAAUGUCAAAAGAUUGAUUUAGAACUUCAAAAAGAGAGGCGCAAAGAAUUGCAGCUUCAACUUCAAUUGAAGAGGCUCCACACUCAGAAUGACAGGGCUGCAAUGCCCACAAAUUCACCAGCAGGUCAAAUUUCAGCAUGA